Lasiodiplodia theobromae is the source of this 576-nucleotide messenger RNA. RefSeq names its product Kinesin heavy chain. The record is from RefSeq and is a predicted model, not a curated record. The transcript is spliced from 3 exons. Bases 1 to 576 code for a protein of 191 amino acids. Lineage: Eukaryota; Fungi; Ascomycota; Dothideomycetes; Botryosphaeriales; Botryosphaeriaceae.
AUGGGAGACUAUCCAGAACGACCCACGAACGAAAAUCCAACACCCCGGCCUAAUGGCAUCCACAUGUACCGCCGCUACUAUCAGGACCCAGCUGCCGCCCCGCCAACCGCCCCUCUCCCGACUAGGCCGACCACUACUACGGGCGGGAGAAUCUCAAGAAUCAUUGAAAUAAUCGACGUCACCGACCUCCCCAACGGCGUCCACCACGAGCAGCCGCCGCUCAUCGCGCCUGCCCAGCCUUCCCGUGAGAAUAGCAGCAGCAGCAACGGCAGCGCAAGAACAAACGGCAGCUCUGUUACGAGCGCACCCACAUACGACGACGACGACGACGACGAUGGCAGCCUCAGCGGUUCCGUGCGUCGUCCCGUGACAUCGUCACCAGCUCUCGUCGUCGUCGUCGAAGAGGAAGUGCACAGAAUAACGACAGCAGAGGCGACGAGUGGCACCGACCAGCCAAACGAUUAUGAGACGAUGAGGGAGAAGAAGAAGAAGAGGAGGAGGAGGAGGAAGGAGAAGGGGGAGGGGGAGAGGAGGGUUUGCGUGCAAGGAGGCGCGGCGGAGAGGGGGGAGAGCUAG